GCGCAUUGAAACAAUUUUUUUUUAUAAACUUUUGUACAUAUGUCGAUAUGUAUGCAUAUAUUUUGUUUUUGCAAUGAAUAAUGUAAUACCAAUUCCAUAAUGUUGUGAACAGCUUUUACUAUUCCAAUUGUCAGCGCGUGUGCUUGCUCAAUUUGCGUAUAUGAAAUGCUAUGGUGUGAGUAUGUGUGGAGUCUCUACCGCCAUUUUAGUGUGUUCCUCGCCAUGCAACUUGCAUAUAAAUUUGUAUAUUUGCAUUGUUGCAAAAACAAUUAUGUUACCAAUGUACACGCGCUAGAUCUGCUUACUUUCUUGUUAUAUUUUACUUUUCUUUUUUGUAGGUUAUAAGAGAAAAAUAUUUCAAAGCGAAAUUUCAGUUAAUUAAUUAUAUGUCGUAAGCAAUUGUUAUUAAAAACUGAAAUGAAUAUUUCUUAAAUGAUUAAGUUAUUAUCUUUAACUAGUACAAAAUGUAUAAAAAUUGUUAUGGGUCCACAUUAAGCCAGUUCAGCAUUCUGAUUCCGUGAAUAUUUCAUUAUUAUUAACGGUCUCAGCUGCAACGGUUGCGUGGCAUUUAUAUUUUCUUACAAAUUUCGUAGCCAAAUAAGCCAACACUCACAACUACAUACAUACCCGUCUGCUUACUCGUUAAAGCAAGCACUACAAUUUGUUAAUAUUUGCAAUAUGCUAUACUUUAAAGGAAAAAAUUAAGAACAAAAUACUUCUGGAAUCAAUUUGAACAAGUAGCAAAAGCAUUUAAACUCUUUUUAAUUAUUCUCUACACACACAUUCGUUGUGAGAUUUUCAUUAUUUUAUAUGCAAUAAAAUUAUAUAUAUUAGAACAAUAAUAUUUCAACUAAAAUAUAUAGUAAAUUUAUUUUAUAAAAAAAAAAUAAACAAAUAUUUUUAAACUAAUUGCUAAAAAUCACUGUAAAUGAGAAUAUAACCUAGAAAUCAAGGCGGCGAAAUUGUGGCAGGUUUAUUGACAAAAACAAAUACUUGUAAAAGAGCAUUGUGUGCAGUAUGAAGUGUCCUGCGAUGAAGGAGUGGAUCUCCGUUAUUGAAAUCAUAAUUGCGCUGCUGUGCCUGUUUGCCAUUUUGCUGCUGUCAUGCGUGAUCACAUUCCCGGACGAUAUGCAUAUGUUCUUGUAUCAGUGCUCACUGGCCACAACAAUGGUGCUGUGCUUGAUCUUUGGCUUCAGCACUUGGUUCUACAGUUCCAACUAUCCGAAAACGCGUUUCCAUGUGCGCAUAUUUAUUGUUAUUGUGCUUUGGACGAUGUUUGUUUUUGGACUUGUCACCGCCAUUAUAUUUGAUAUGAAUUUCUUCGGGGACUAUGUAUAUGAGCAUUUCGAACGCGAUAUUUUCGAUAAGUCGGAGUAUUUGAUCUUGAAUAUUGCUAUGCUGUUAGGCAUCGUGGCGCUGUUUUUACUCUUUGUAGUCAAUAUAAUAUUAACUGUGGGCGUUUGUCGAAGAGCUAGAAAGAAUCGUCAAUAAAAUUAGUGCUACCUAUGAUACCCAGUGUAUUAAUAUCAUGCGCCCAAGUGAGUUGUGUGUGUGACCACUAGCAGGAGCUUGGCCCUAGCGAGUUCAUCCUUUCGAAGAAUUUGGAGCUUUUGGAGCUUAUGUCAAAUUAGUUGCUCUCUACAUUUAUCGGAUAAGAGAGAAAGGUACAUAACAGGAAUAAGUGGCUCGUUCAAACAUUUUGCCAAAGUCAGUCACGUUCCCUACAGCUCUGAAGAGGUCGUCAAUCGUCCAUACUAUUUUGAUGUCAAAACUGAGAAUUAAAGAAAUGGUUUCGCAGGAAACUUCUACAUCUCCACAUCCCCACAACCACUAGAGGGAGUUUCCAUCGAUAUUGACGUCAGGCAAUGGGAUCGAUGGCAUGUCUUCGAAGAUAAACGAAUAUCUCACCGACCUUUCUCGCUCCCUCGCUGCACGGAACUUAACACUCACUCUCACUAAACUCCACAGCGACCAUAUUCAAAAACUGUACGAAGUAGUACAGACUUAACCUUAUUAGUGCAGUCGAUGGCGCUAAGAUUCCGACUGUCAAGAAUCGUAAAAUUUUAGAUUUGACUUUUGACAGUCUAUGCUCCUUCACUACUCAUACGAAGGACAUUGAAACGUUGUUAAAAAUUUACAAGGCAAUCGGUCGGCCGGUCUUUAACUACUCCGCACCAAUAUGAUCGCCUGGGUGCAGUGAAGCGCAUACGAGAAAGCUCUAGACUUGUCACGUCGAAUUACGUCAGGAUGCCACUUGAUAACUUCUAUCAAACACCUCUAUGGUGAGGACGCAUGCUCCCAGUUAAGGAACAUAAUGAAUUCCUCUCCAAGCAGUUGCUGCCUCCUAGGAGCAUCAAUAG
Messenger RNA from Bactrocera latifrons, 2360 nucleotides. RefSeq lists its product as uncharacterized. The transcript has 4 exons. Lineage: Eukaryota; Metazoa; Arthropoda; Insecta; Diptera; Tephritidae. The record is from RefSeq and is a predicted model, not a curated record. The coding region runs from base 1018 to 1491 and encodes 157 amino acids.